CUCGCUACUAGAACCCUCAUUGAAACCCUAGCUAACGUUUCUACUCAGUAUUAUCCACCACCACAGUCACCACCACCGUCGCCACCACCACCGCCGCCGCUGUCUAACGAUCACCGAAUCUCUAUAACAUCUUAGCGGUUCGGUGAUUCCUCACUUCAGGUUGUGUGUUAUUGUGUUAAUCUAGGGUUUUUUAACAAGUUUUGGUUCCGAAUAGUGCGAAAUUGUUGAAGAAGAGUGAUAAUAUGGCUCGAAAAGGUUUAAUGGAGCAGGAUUUGAGCAAGCUGGAUGUAGCGACGCUGCAUCCGCUUUCUCCGGAGGUUAUAUCUCGCCAGGCUACGAUUAAUAUUGGUACUAUUGGUCAUGUGGCUCAUGGAAAAUCAACAGUUGUAAAAGCCAUAUCUGGUGUGCAGACUGUUCGAUUUAAAAAUGAAUUGGAACGUAACAUCACCAUUAAGCUUGGGUAUGCCAAUGCAAAGAUAUACAAAUGUGAAGAUGAAAAGUGUCCUCGGCCUAUGUGUUACAAAGCCUAUGGAAGUGGGAAAGAAGAUAGCCCUCCUUGUGACGUGCCUGGAUUUGAGAACAGCAAGAUGAAGUUGGUGAGGCAUGUUUCUUUUGUUGACUGUCCGGGACAUGAUAUUCUCAUGGCUACUAUGCUUAAUGGAGCUGCAAUCAUGGAUGGAGCAUUACUUCUCAUAGCCGCAAACGAAAGCUGUCCCCAACCUCAAACUUCUGAACACUUGGCUGCUGUGGAAAUCAUGAGGCUCCAACAUAUCAUAAUCCUUCAAAAUAAGGUUGAUCUAAUUCAAGAAAAUGUAGCCAUUAAUCAACACGAGGCAAUUCAGAAAUUCAUUCAGGGAACGGUUGCUGAUGGUGCACCAGUCAUCCCAGUGUCUGCUCAGCUUAGGUAUAAUAUUGAUGUUGUUUGCGAAUACAUAAUCAAGCGGAUUCCCAUUCCUGAGAGAAACUUCAUAUCACCUCCAAACAUGAUAGUAAUCCGUUCAUUUGACGUUAACAAACCUGGAUCUGAGGUUGACGAGAUCAGAGGUGGUGUCGCUGGUGGAAGUAUUCUCAAGGGUGUGUUGAAGGUAAAUCAGAAUAUUGAGGUCCGUCCAGGGAUUGUUGUUAAAGACGAGAGUGGCAACAUCAAGUGCACCCCGAUUUACUCUAGAAUAGUGUCGCUAUAUGCAGAGCAGAAUGAGCUUCAAUAUGCUGUACCUGGAGGUCUUAUUGGAGUUGGAACAACAAUGGACCCUAUGUUGACCCGUGCUGAUCGGUUGGUGGGUCAGGUUCUUGGUGAAGUCGGGUCUCUUCCCGAUGUUUAUGUCGAACUAGAGGUGAACUUUUUUCUUUUGCGUCGGCUGCUGGGUGUGAAGACAAAAGGAACAGAAAAGCAGGGUAAGGUAUCAAAGCUGUCGAAGGCAGAAAUACUGAUGCUUAACAUAGGAUCUAUGUCUACUGGGGCGCGCGUUUUGGCGGUCAAGAAUGAUUUAGCAAAACUGCAGCUGACAUCGCCCGUGUGUACUAGCAAAGGCGAGAAGAUUGCUCUGAGCAGGAGAGUUGAGAAGCAUUGGCGACUGAUCGGUUGGGGACAGAUUCAAGCGGGUCUAACUCUUGAAAUCCCACCUUGCCCUAUUUAAACACACAUUUGGAUUCCAGUUUUGCCUCUACUUUAUUCUUAAUUUUUAUUUCUUGGUUUUGCAUUCGAUUUUCGUCUUUUUGUGAUUUUACACUAUUUUUAACUUGUUCAAACAAAUACUUUUUCAUGGUGUUUGAUGAAAUGAUCAUAAGACGUGUACCUUUCACCUUUAAUCACUUUUAUUGUUUUGUGA
Helianthus annuus (common sunflower) is the source of this 1829-nucleotide messenger RNA. Its product is annotated as eukaryotic translation initiation factor 2 subunit gamma. Gene Ontology annotation, cellular component: cytosol; eukaryotic translation initiation factor 2 complex. Gene Ontology annotation, molecular function: translation initiation factor activity; tRNA binding; GTP binding. Gene Ontology annotation, biological process: formation of translation preinitiation complex; positive regulation of translational fidelity. The transcript is spliced from 9 exons. The coding region runs from base 243 to 1637 and encodes 464 amino acids. Lineage: Eukaryota; Viridiplantae; Streptophyta; Magnoliopsida; Asterales; Asteraceae. The record is from RefSeq and is a predicted model, not a curated record.